Molecule: messenger RNA, 3782 nt
Organism: Nothoprocta perdicaria
Lineage: Eukaryota; Metazoa; Chordata; Aves; Tinamiformes; Tinamidae
Product: diacylglycerol kinase zeta-like
Exons: 18
Biological process (GO): intracellular signal transduction; lipid phosphorylation; regulation of synaptic transmission, glutamatergic
Cellular component (GO): nucleus
Molecular function (GO): protein binding; ATP-dependent diacylglycerol kinase activity
Source: RefSeq, a predicted model, not a curated record
CUUCCUUUGGAUGUUUUUAACAACUACUUCAGCCUUGGCUUUGAUGCGCGGGUGACGCUGGAGUUUCACGAAUCUAGAGAGGCAAAUCCAGAGAAAUUCAACAGCCGGUUUCGGAAUAAAAUGUUCUAUGCUGGGACAGCUUUCUCUGACUUCCUCACGGGGAGCUCCAAAGAUUUAGCGAAACAUGUCAAGUUGGUUUGUGAUGGGACAGACCUGACCUCCAAGAUCCAGGACUUAAAGCCCCAAUGCCUGGUCUUCCUCAACAUUCCCAGGUACUGUGCAGGCACCAUGCCCUGGGGCAACCCUGGGGAGCACCAUGACUUUGAGCCACAGCGCCAUGAUGAUGGCUGUAUUGAAGUUAUUGGCUUCACCAUGACAUCCCUGGCUGCCUUGCAGGUGGGUGGCCAUGGGGAGCGCCUGUGCCAGUGCCGACAGGUGGUUCUCACCACAUCCAAGGCCAUCCCCAUGCAGGUGGAUGGGGAACCCUGCAAGCUGGCAGCCUCCUGCAUCCACAUUUCGCUGCGCAACCAGGCCAACAUGGUGCAGAAGACCAAGCGGCGCAACUCUAUGCCUCUGCUCAAUGACCAGCAGCCGGUGCCGGAGCGGUUGCGCAUCCGCGUCAGCCGAAUCAGCAUGCGUGACUAUGAGGCACUGCACUACGAUAAGGAAAAGCUCAAGGAAGCCUCUGUGCCACUGGGAAUCAUUGUGGUUCCAGGAGACAGUGACCUGGAGUUGUGCCGGACCCAAAUUGAGAGGCUGCAGGAGGAUUUCUCUCCACAGCCCUCUGCUUUACGAUGCCUGCUCUUUCAGGAAGGGGAUGGAGCCAAACCAAAAACUCUGUCAUCCCAAAAGCUGUCUCCCAAGUGGUGCUUCCUGGACUCAACCACAGCUGAUCGCUUUUAUAGGAUAGAUCGUGCACAGGAGCACCUCAACUAUGUGACAGAGAUCUCUCAGGAUGAGCUCUAUGUGCUGGACCCGAAGCUGGUGGUCACCCAGAAUGCAGGCACCUCUCCCGCCAUGCCUGACCUCGUUGACUCAUCUUCUGCUCCCAGUGGGCACCAUUUUGCAUUCCCCUCCUCUUCCUCUUCUCCACCAUCCUCUCCUGCCCCCAGUGCUGAAGCUGGGCUCUGCCUGCCUCCUAAAGAUGACCUUCUGAUAGAAGCUGCCAAGAAUGGCAACUUCAGCCAGUUCCAGGAGCUGCACCGGGCUGGAAGAGACCUGAUGGUGCGAGAUUGCUCAGGCCAGACCGUCCUCCAUCAUGCUGUCAAGUCAGGGAGCAAGGAUAUUGUCAAAUAUAUCAUCGAGAACGCCCCUUCAGAUAUCCUGGAUGCUGCCGAAGAAGAGAAUGGUGAAACCAGUUUGCACCAGGCUGCAGCCCUACGCCAGCGCACCAUCUGCCACUACAUUGUGGAGGCCGGGGCUUCGCUCAUGAAGACAGACCUGCAGGGAGACACUCCCAAGCACAGGGCUGAGAAGGCCAACGACCCCGACUUGGCUGCCUACCUCGAGAACCGACAGCACUACCAGAUGAUCCAGCGGGAGGACCAAGAGACAGCUGUGUAGUGCUCAGUGUGCCUUAGCCCAAGCCAGCUCGGGCAGGACGAGAAGAGGAUGGCACUGGCAGAACUGUGAGCGUGUCCCAGCCCUCCCUAAAUCUUGGCCUGGUCCUGGAAGACAUGGAGAGAGCUGAGCUCUACCCCAGGCUGGGCUAGAACUCUAUUUAUUAGGACAGUGAGUAUUGGGAUUUGAAGCCUGGCUCUUUGUGUGUCCCUGCUUUGUUCUUCCUCAACCACGUUCCCUGCUGUGGAUGGGCUCCAGCACACAGGGCCUGUUGCUGCAGGCAGAGGUGAAGUCCUGUCUCCCUUUCACAUGGGAUACCAGUGUCCCAUAGGCUCCUGCCUGUGACCCUUGUGAGAUAUUGUUGCUCGACUCCCUCUCCCAUGGGUGGUCUCCAUUGGACACUUUGGCCCCUCCAUGCAGUUCCUCCUGUCCUUCUCAACACAGCCACGGGAGGCACAGGCUGUGCUGGGCAGGCUUCAGGAUGCCCUGUGUGGGGUUGUGGAGCUGAGGCUUAGUCCCAAUGGGAUCAGCAUGGCUCUUCACUCCUGCUGGUCGGGAACUGCUGUGAGUAUUACCCUACUAGGGCACUGUGGCCGGAGGAAAGUCCCUGGCACAUUUGAGCACGUGCGCCCAACCUUUCCCCAGGGCAGCUGAGGCCAAGCAUUGGGGCUCUGCUGUUUUAAGCCUCUGCUUAAAGUUGGUUUCAGCGUUUUGCCAGUCCACAGUGUGGCAUAGGACGGACACACGGAGGAAGGCUGCUGCGUCCUGCAGCUCUGACUCUGCCGUAGCUGUGAUGGAAACAUGCUUGGCCUCCUUGGUCAUGGAGGCCCUUAUGUUUCCUUAAUGCUCCAGUUAGCUGUCUUUAAUGCAACUGCCCUCUCUGCCUCGGCUCCUGCACAAUAUGAGGAGUGAUGCGUGGCUGAAGAAGCAGCACCAGGGGCCGUGCUGCUCUCAGGGGUUCCCCACAUACCUCCCCAGCUGUGACCUGGCAGCCUCCAAGUGUGACUUCCACCAUCCUCCUCAGAACUGGACGUAGGGCUUUGCAGGGAAUGCUGUGGGAGCUCACCCAAAUGCAGCUUUCCUGGGCAGGGUGCCAACUUGAUGUUUUAGCAGAAGGAUUUGGAUGCCCAGAAAGAAAGCGGUAGGAAUCACAGAGUUUUCACAUGUGCAGUGGGAUGACAUUUUGGGUGCCACCUGCCAGAGAGCUUAAGGGCACUGUGGCCCAUCUCCCCUGCUCAUACAAUGCGAGCUGCAGGAGCAUGCCAGACCUGGAGCACCAGCAGUCCCUGAGAUCAGGAGGUGGCAGCACAUGAGGUGAGCAAACAGCCCUGGGGGUCGUGUAGCAGCUUGGUGUGUUCUGUGGGAGGCCCUUGAGGAGAUGUUGGGGCAUUGCUGCCCUGUGGACUCUGUGUGGACCUCACCAUCACCCUGAGCUCCACCAGGAUGUGAGUCUUCACAGCAAGCUGUGGCUGCUGAGUAGUGUUAGGUGACACCUUUCAAAUCUUUCAUUAUGCCAAUACCAAAAAUGUUUCACAGUACCCCUGAGAACCACAGUCUCGUUCAGGCUGUAGGUGCAGGGGUCAGGGAGUUACCUUAGAGGACCAGAGGAGUUGUGGAGGGGCAGAGAGGCAUAGCUGGGGCCAGGGCAGUGCAGAGAGGAGCCCAGAGCCAGCUGUCAGGGAUCCAGCAGUGCUAUCAGCAGGUAAUAACAUCACUAUCCCAGUGCCUUGGAGCUGGGAUAUAGCAGCAGCGUCGGAAUUGCCCGGCAGCGCCGCUCUCUAGCGCCACAAAGACGAGGCACUGCUGCCGUGGCGAGGACACAAACUGCUGCGUCCCAUCCGGGACACCCAGCCUGGCCUGGAAGAGUUUACAGCCCCAGCCUGCCCCCCUCCAUCCGCCCCUCUCCCUCGUUUUAUAUAUUCCCUUAGUUUUUGUACAGGUAGUUCCGACACACACUGUCCCCCUCGGCCCCUUUGCACCCGUGUGAGCCGAGUUGCUGUGCAAUUCCAAGCCUGGCUUGUUUGUAGGCAAAGGUGGAGUGGGGGGGUCAUAGCUCUGCCCACAGAGGGCAGAGGUUCUGUGCAAUACCUGGUUCUGUGUUGAUUAGAUGCUGUCGUAGGACUGUAUUUUUGUAACUCUGUAAGGGUGCCGGCUCUAGCAGGCCCCCGGCCGGGCGUGAGCCUGUAUUCCCAUUGCUUUUCAACUUUGACUGUUUGGAUGUU